AGACAACUGAUGUUAUUUUUAGCACACUGUCGAUGCUCUAAGCGGGGGGCGGAGGACCAUCACAACACCGCAGCGCAUUCAGGCGGCUGGAAUGAUGCAGUCGCAAGAAAAUGCAUAUUGCAAGUCAUUUUUUCGUAUAGGAGAUGUACUAUAAUUAGAACUGUUAAAGUUCACGCGAUAAUGUGUCAACUAUGAGUUUUUUUUAACAGCAAUAAUUUGCCGUGACUCUUUUUUUUAACCUCAAUCCAUUCCUUAUGAGUAAAUGUAAUACCGUUUAGUUACUGUUUAGCCAAAAGCUCAAAUAGUGAACAUCAAUACAUAAAUAAAGGGGACAAAAGAGGCAUUCUGCCAAAAAGACUUUUCUAUUUCAAGAUGACAUCAGUGGAGCGAAUACCUGCUGGAGCACUUUGCCGCUUGUAGAAGAGGACUUCACGUCGGUGUUUACAUUACAGGUGAGUGCAUUGAUAACAUAAUAUGUAAACAAUGUAAAAGUUUAAUAGAACUGCUUUAGUAAGAUGCAAUAAAAGCUCAGCAGAAAAAAAAGACCGUAGAAAGGAAGUCACUUUUAUCAGAGACUUUCGUCAAAACUUAUCAAGACACACUUCCGGCUUCACAAUGACAUCGCGAGUCACAUCCAGAUCAUCUCACAUUAAUAGUAUGCUCUGUCAAAUACAUUUUUAUGUAAUCUGAUAUUUCUACCUAAAUAUUAGUUUUCUAGCAGAUUGAAAUAAAAGUACAUUAUUUUAUAACCUGUUCUGAUUUAUAGUCUGCAUUUGCUGAUAACUUCAUAUUGUCUUUUUGAAAGUUAUCAGUCUUUGGAGGUUAUCCAUAAACAUUGUCAAACAAUAAGCUAUUUGCUUCAGGGAAAUUUAUUUUUUGUGGAUGUUCACGUGAAGUGGGUUGUGUUUUGUGGCCCAACUAAAGUACUUAGUGCAUGCAUGCUGGAAUGCCUUUCUGCUGCUAAGUAGUUAUUUUCAUGUUCUACCCACGUAAUUAUUAACUCUCAGCGUGCUACUAACAGGACCUUGGCCACAUAAUUGUAAUGUUAGAAAGGUGUGAGGUGGCAGCUCUGAGACAACAGCUGUCAUUAUGGAACAGCAGAAGCUCAGUUUGAAGCGCGAAGUGAGCCUAGUGGGAGCCGUGUCCCUCAUUGGGGGGACAAUGAUCGGCUCGGGGAUCUUCAUGUCACCGCAGACGGUGCUCGCCACCAUUGGCAGCCCAGGAGCUAGCAUGGUGGUGUGGGCGUGCUGCGGCCUGCUGGUCAUACUCGCUUCUUUUUGCUACAUCGAGCUGGGGACAGUCAUAAGAGAAUCCGGGGGCGAGUACAUCUACAUCCUGAAGACGUCAGGCCCGGUGGUCGCCUUCAUGUUAAUCUUUAGCUCCGUCUUAUUCGUGAGACCAGCUGGUGUUGUUGGCAUCGCGCUUAGUUUCUCUCAGUACGUCGUGGCUCCUUUUUACCCGGAUUGUGCGCCUCCAGUGCUGCUUGUCAAGUGCGUGGCCGCUGCUGCAAUUCUAACUUUAGCCACAGUUAACUGCCUUAACGUCCGAUUCUCGAUGUCCGUGCAAGUGUUUUUUAUGGUGACAAAGGUCCUGGCACUGACAGUCAUUAUAGUAGGAGGCGUAGUGAUGUUGUGUAGAGGACAGACUGACAACUUUAAUGACUCUUUUGAAAACACCAAUGUUGGCAUCAAUCCAAUUGGAAUUGCUUUCUACCAGGGGCUGUGGUCAUAUGACGGCUGGAAUAAUCUCAACUAUGUAACAGAAGAACUUAAACGUCCAGAGGUGAAUCUUCCAAGGGCGGUUAUCAUCGCCAUUUCCAUGGUGACAUGUUUGUAUCUGCUGGUGAACGUCAGCUACCUGACAGUAAUGACGCCCAAGGAGCUUGUUUCCUCCAGUGCGGUGGCGGUGACAUGGGGGAACAAAGUGUUAGGGUCCUGGGGGUGGAUCAUGUCCAUAGCUGCAGCUUUGUCAGCUUUUGGCUCAUUGAACGGAACGUUCUUCAGUGGUGGUCGCGUGUGCUUUGUCGCUGCACGGGAAGGACACAUGCCAGACAUCCUGGCGAUGGCUAAUGUGCACAGACUGACUCCCUCUCCGGCACUGAUCUUCACCACCGUGGUUUCACUGCUUGUGCUCAUCCCCGGAGACUUUCAGAGUAUUGUCAACUUCUUCAGUUUCACGGCUUGGUUUUUCUACGCCAUUACACUGUCUGGGCUCCUCUAUCUCAAGAUUAAGAAGCCGGAGCUCCACAGGCCAUAUAAGGUUCCCAUUAUUCUGCCCAUACUGGUCCUCAUCGCAGCAGUGUUCCUGGUGCUGGCUCCCCUCAUCGACGACCCUCAGAUUGAAUACCUCUAUGUGACGCUAUUCAUCUUCAGCGGGAUUCUAAUCUAUAUCCCUUUCAUUCAUUACAAGCUCUGCCCAGGCCUGUUGGAUAAGCUAACAGUAUUCCUGCAGCUGUUUUUACAGGUUGCCCAUGCAGAAAAAAACCUGUGAAAAGGACGCUGGGUAAACAUUCUCUCAGUGCAAAUAAUCAGUACGUUUUUGAAGAAGAACACACACACACAUUAAAGAGGAACAGGAGGAAGAGUGUCUCCUCAGGCAGCAUGAACACAAACCACCUGAGUCCCCACAACUCACAACACAGUCCAAGUAACGAGAACGAAGGGGUGGAGCCUACAAGCACCAAUUCACCACAAAUCAUUGGGCUCCAAAGGGCAUGUUUUCCUAAUGCAUCGUGGGUGCCACAUUUUUGCUGGACCUGAGUUGUGUUUAUUGUAUUUUUUUAACUAUAAAGUGCCCUUAAAAUCCUUUCAUUUUCUCAAAAAUCGAUAGUCCGCCUAACAACCCCUGUGCGCCUAAUUUACGGAUUCAUUCUGGUCGUGUUUACCAACCUUGAAGCAAUUUUAUUCGGUACAUCGUGUAACAAUUGAGAGAUACGUGUGGACACCUGCUCAAUUAUUGACGCUAGCAAGCAACACCAAAACUUUGAUGUUUCAUCGAGAAUAUAACACGAUGCUCAAAAAUCUGACAAAAUGUUUUAGUAUGACUUCAGUAAGCUAAAAAGCCACUCCGCUUGAUGGAACGAAAGCAUUACGGCUACCAUAGUCAGAUGUACUGUGCUUCAUCAUACGGGUAAUAUUAUGGCGUAUAUACAGUGGGGCAAAAAAGUAUUUAGUCAGCCACCGAUUGUGCAAGU
Molecule: messenger RNA, 3193 nt
Organism: Nerophis ophidion (straightnose pipefish)
Lineage: Eukaryota; Metazoa; Chordata; Actinopteri; Syngnathiformes; Syngnathidae
Product: b(0,+)-type amino acid transporter 1
Exons: 6
Coding region: 1090-2490 (466 amino acids)
Biological process (GO): amino acid transmembrane transport
Cellular component (GO): membrane
Molecular function (GO): L-amino acid transmembrane transporter activity
Source: RefSeq, a predicted model, not a curated record